Molecule: messenger RNA, 1949 nt
Organism: Paramormyrops kingsleyae
Lineage: Eukaryota; Metazoa; Chordata; Actinopteri; Osteoglossiformes; Mormyridae
Gene: fam151a
Product: family with sequence similarity 151 member A
Source: RefSeq, a predicted model, not a curated record
AGUAAGCUGGACGUGUCUGUGCCUGUCUUGCAUUACUGGGCUGUUGUCAUUAGUCAUGAAAAAUGGACAGAAGGAGAGGGGGGAGGCGGAGAAGGAGGCAGGGGUGCAGGUGAGGGAUCCGGGCGGCCGACGUGGCUUCUUCAGUAGGAAGCGCUCAGCCAUGCUGGCCACUGGAAUUAGCCUGGCUCUGCUUCUGGCUGCCAUCAUCACGGCGUCGGUCUUGGCGAGCAGAGCACCAGACACACCUCCCAUGAUGCCUUUUCCAACGGGCGGAGACAUGCUGCAGUUCCUCUACCAGAGUGGUGACAUCACAGACAAGGAUGGACUGCAGGUCACAUGGUACCAUGCAGCCAAUAAAAAGUCUGAAAUGGAGGAAGCCCUGAAAAGUUCUGCGAUGGUCUUGGAGGCUGACGUGAACAUCCAGGGACACAACACGGCCAACGAGACCAGUAUUCCCAUCAUGGCCCACCCCCCCGAUGUUUAUAGUGACAACACUCUUCAAGACUGGCUGGACCGAGUGCUCCAGUCUAAGAAAGGGGUAAAGCUGGACUUCAAAAGCAUCAAGGCAGUGGAGCCUUCACUGCAGCUUCUGAGGAGCAGGAACCAAACGGGCAUCAGCCGGCCGCUCUGGCUGAACGCCGACAUCCUGCCAGGCCCCAAUGUGCCUGCCUUCUGGCCCGUGGUGAACAGCACCAGAUUCCUGGAGCUCAUCCAAAUGAAAUUCCCGGAGGCGACGAUCUCUCCUGGGUGGGCAGUGCUGUACGUCCCCCUCUUCCCCAACGUGACGUAUAGUCGCUCCAUGGUGGAGCAGAUGUACCAGGCCAUCCGGAACGUUCCUCAGAGGGUCACCUUUCCUGUGCUGGCCGUCAUGGUGAGGCGGGCAUGGCCUCACUUCAGCUGGCUGCUCAGCCAGUCCCCCAGGUUCAGCCUGACUCUGUGGCAGGGCACGGAAGACCCCAGUGUGAGCGACCUCCUGUUUGUGCGGGACAACAUGCACCCCCAGCGCGUUUACUAUGACCUGUCCCAGCCUGUCCUGUCGCACUUCAGAGAGGCAGCCGGGCUGAGCAGGCGCCUGCGCCGUUUCUACCCGGGAGGAGACCUCAUCGACUAUUUCAAGCCGCCCAACAAGGAUGGCGUGAACAUCCAGUGGAAUCGGGUCAGUGACAGGACGUCACUGCUGUCUGCCCUUGGAGGGCAGCCUGGUGGAAUGCUGAUCAUUCCGGUGGGAUCGAAGCCAGGUCAUUCAGAUGACAUUCUGGUUGGAGAUUCCACACCACAGCUCCCCCUGCAGGAAUUCUUAGGCAUGGUUCUUGCCUCCCCAAAGCCAUGGGGCCUCUUCCUGCAGAUUCCAUCCCAGACCCUGCUGGCUCCUACGCUCGCCCUGCUUAAUGAGGCCUUCGAUAAUGACCAACUGCAUCAUCCAAUCUGGAUCAACAUGAACCUCUCCCACGGAACCUUCCAGACCCCUGGUUACAUAGACGGUCAGGAGUUCCUCAACACAAUUAACCGGGUCUUCCCCUAUGUCACGCUGGCGCCAAGCUGGCCCAGGGAGGCUCUGGCGUUGGGCUACACCAGUGUGCUGGUGGAGGACAUGAUGGCGCUGCUGGGAGGGGCCUGGCAGGACGUGGCCCUGCAGGUGCUGGCAGUGCCGCUGGGCCGGUCGUACCCGGGCCGCCAGGCCCUCCUGCAGGCCCAGCCCCGCAUGGCCCUCACUGUGCACCAUAGCCCAGAAGAGGGCAGCUACCACUCAGGCUAUUUGGGCCUGAUGUCGGCACGUGGAGGGAACAUCCAGAGGACUUUCUACAGCAUGCCCAGCCAGUACAUGAAUAGGCUCCACAUGGAUGUAUUCACAUCGUAGAGGUUUAAUACUGAACACUAUUCAGUCAUUUCUGACCUGAGUCUCACCUGCACACACUUAAACCCUCAAAUACUGAACACUAAUCAGUCAU